Eucalyptus grandis is the source of this 1650-nucleotide messenger RNA. Its product is annotated as flap endonuclease 1. NCBI's taxonomy places the organism in Eukaryota, Viridiplantae, Streptophyta, Magnoliopsida, Myrtales, Myrtaceae. The coding region runs from base 374 to 1180 and encodes 268 amino acids. The record is from RefSeq and is a predicted model, not a curated record. The transcript has 11 exons. Gene Ontology annotation, molecular function: DNA binding; 5'-3' exonuclease activity; 5'-flap endonuclease activity.
UUGGUUCUUUUGAUUGGUGGAUUGGGUUGUGGUUGGGAGGAAGGGGACUCAGAUGCUCAUCAAUGAGGCUGGUGGAUUAGGUCGUAAUACUCUAUGGAAAUGAAAAUCAAAUUUAUGAAUGAACUGUCAACUAGCCUUCCGUUUUGAUGCUUAAGAUGCUAUUGCAAUGCGACGUGAUCUCUGUGCUUGGAAAGUGUCGAGUUUGAGCUGCUUUUUGAUUUGCUUUCCCACGUAGUCAUCUGCAAGGCAUGUUUUACCAGACGAUUAGGCUGUUGGAAGCGGGGAUAAAGCCCGUGUAAACUUUUUUUCUUUACCUCCUGUGUUUUCAUUGGGAUGGGAUGCUAGAAGAACGAUGCUUGCGCUUCUCUAAAUUAUGCUUUACUGUUGUUACGAUAGCUAUGUAUUUGACGGUCCACCUCCUGAUUUGAAGAAGCAAGAGCUUGCAAAACGUUUUUCGAAGAGGGAAGAUGCCUUUGAGGAGUUGGCAGUAGCCAUUGCGUCUCAGAACAAGGAAGACAUCAAGAAAUUCAGUAAAAGAACUAUGAAGGUGACACAACAGCAUAAUGAAGGCUGCAAAAAACUAUUAAGACUUAUGGGUGUCCCAGUAGUUGAGGCUCCUUCAGGAGCAGAGGCACAGUGUGCUGCACUUUGCAAAGCUGGAAAGGUUUAUGCAGUUGCUUCUGAAGAUGUGGAUUCCCUUACUUUUGGAGCUCCUAUAUUUCUUUGCCAUUCGAUGGAUCCCAGCUCAAGAAAAGUUCAAGUCAUGGAAUUUGAAAUUUCCAAGAUCUUGGAGGAGAUGAAUCUGGAUAUGGAUCAAUUCAUUGACCUGUGCAUCCUCUCUGGAUGUGAUUAUUGUGAAAGCAUUCGAGGUAUUGGAGGGCUGAGUGCUCUUAAGCUUAUAUGUCAACAUGGUUCCAUAGAAAACAUACUAGAGAACAUAAAUAAGAAGAGGCAUCAGAUACCAGAUAAUUGGCCCUACAGCGAAGCUCGACUGCUUUUCAAGGAACCAAUAGUUUCUACGGAAGAACAACCUGAGAUAAAAUGGACUGCUCCAAACGAGGAGGGCUUAAUUUCUUUUCUCAUGAAUGAGAAUGGGUUCAACAUUGACAGAAUGACGAAGAGGUAUAUGACGAGACCAAUGGAGAGCGCAAUGAAGCUGAGGAUUCCGAUGAGGACGUAGAGCUUGAGGCUGAGGAAGGGAGUCUUGGAGGUGAGCUCAUGAGGGAGAGAGCCGUCAAGAGAUCGAUGUUCGCCAUAAACUGCCAUGUUUCUAGCGGAGGAGGGAGAGAGUGGAAAAGGCUAAGGGAGUACGUGAAUGCGUGAGAAUUGGAGAAUGAGAGCUCUGCGCAGAGAGAGACAGAGAGAGCAGUACAGGACCUUAUAAUGGAUACAAAGGAAAAGGAAAGAGAGAGGGUGAAAAAUCUGCCAUGUCAUUGUUAAAAGUCUCAUCUAGCAAUUUUAUUACGAAAGUGCCAUUGUGUUGGAUGAGCGACUUUUGUUUCUGUUAUAUGGAUGGUGGUGAUAAAUUGAUAAUUGGUGUUGUUGAUGGCAUUUUUGACAUUUCGAGAUAGCCGUGCGGGCGAAUGGGGAGGAGUCUUCUUGUUUGAGCCUUAAUUGACUGAACUAAGAGGAGACAAGGAGAAGGUGAGA